AUGCAGCUGCUCUACCACUCCUUUUGGCUCUCCUCGACUGAGGCAGCACAGCUGCUGGAGAGAUUCCCGCUCGAGAGCAGCGCCUGGAGUACGGCGCAUCCGGGCGGCAGGCCUGACGAAGGAGGUGCACGAAGAGUUCAGCAAUGGGGGUUUGCUUUCGACUAUGCGCUUUACGAGCUGGCCAAAGAGACGCCGGGCGUCGUUCCGCUGACGCAUCAAGAUGCCAUGCCGAAGUGGUUGCAGGAGAUUGGCAACCGAGCUUUUGAGGCCCUGGGCUUCAAGAGCAAUCCCAGCCAGGUCAUCGUGAAUGAGUACCUAGAUGGACAAGGUAUUGGGGCGCACGCCGACCACCCGUGCUUCGGGCCAGAGAUCGCCAUCGUGUCCCUGGGCGACCCCAUGGUCAUGAGCUUCGCCAGGCGACUGCGACGCAGAGUCUCGCUUACCUACCGUACCAUCCAGGAGACGGCUCUACAAGCGCUCUGUGAGCCGACCCAGACCCCCAAAGGGAUCUAA
Molecule: messenger RNA, 513 nt
Organism: Symbiodinium necroappetens
Lineage: Eukaryota; Dinophyceae; Suessiales; Symbiodiniaceae
Source: the annotation of a GenBank genome assembly